AAUAACAUGGAUAGUUAUUGUAGAAGAUUUUGCCUACACCCAUCCAGGUCAGAAUUUCACAGGCUCAUAAUUGAGUGAUGUGUAAGUCCCUAACUGUCUUCCAGAUUAAACUCCCACAGAACUAAUCCCUAAUUAUCAAUAUUUUUUUCUUAAAUAAGAAAAUAAAAAAUAAAAAAAUAAACAAAUAAGAUUCGCAGCCACCACAAGCUGCAUGUGAUCACAUGAUCGUAUUUCGGACAGUUUCACCGAACUAGCACGAAUCCAGAGAAAUAGUCUAGAAAAUAAAGCUACCAAAGUGGCCCCCACGUCCAAACACGAAGCCCCCACCAUUGGAUCGCAAUCAGAAAAGAGAAGCACACGGUUUGCAAAGGUGUACGCGUAACACAGGAGGAACCCCUCUUUUAUUAAUUGCCGUUUAGGUAUUGCCGUUAAUCUAGAGAGAGAGAAGGCUGUGUUUGACCGGUAACCACCCGCGUGUAAAGUUCGAAGUCUUCGUCAGGCAGGAUUGUGCCAUUGUGGUCAAAUCUUCGAACCUUGGCCUGCAACUUCCUUUAUUUUCCCUAUUUCUGUCUACUUCUCCUUUUAAGGCUUUCCCUUGAUCUUCUCAGUUUUCCCAUACUUUCUCGCAGCCCAGAAAGUUGAGGGAAAUCAUGGGGUUCUCUAAAGAAGACAAGUCCAGAAGGGUUCUCAGAGGAUUCAAGACUCUGUUUUUUCUGAUCACCAUGGUGGUUUCAUUUCUUCUCUUCUCCGCCCCUGUUCUAGUGGUGAUCGCCGAUACUCUCCUCCCUUGUGCUCUCAUCUCCGCCUCUCUCUCCCCUUCGUCCCUUUCCCUCGAGACCCUCUACUCCAAUCUCAGCAACUACGAUUUCCGGUAUUCGAUCAUAGAUGUGCCCCUCACCUCCAUUGUCCGCUCAGCUGUGAUUCUAUGUGUGUACAGUUUCUGCGAUGGGCCUCGCCUGUCGAGAGGGCCGUACCUGGGGAUUACAACAAUGUGCAGUGUCUCAUCUCUGGUGUUCGUUUCGCUGAAAGCCUCGUAUGUUUUCAGUGGGUCGAGCACUGAUCAAGGUGCCAUUGAAGCGGCUCUGUUCAUAUGCUCGGUGGUGUUGGCCGUGGCCCAUAUAUUUGUGGCUUAUAGGAUCAGUUGUAGAGAAAGAAGAAAGCUUCUCGUUUACAAGAUUGAUAUCGAAGCUGUAUCAGCUUACAAAAAUGGGUUCCCUCGCUACCAAAAGAUUCUACAAGAAGAGAGAGUGAAGUGAUAAUCAGAAUGAACAAAACCAUUAAUUUAUAUUCUUUUAGCCUGACCCUCUUCGUCACCCAUCUGGCUCCGGUUUCAGGUAACUUUCAUGACACUGUGCUUUUGUUUCCUUGUGUUCCUGUUUGCAUCAUCACCCAUGUGCUUGCCAUGGAUCUUGAUGUCCUUUUAUUCAUUUUCUUGGGUUCUGCUUUUUAACCAUUUAUAAGAGGAAAAUAGUUAUAUAUAUAUAGAUUUUAAAACUGUGAGAGCACAUUAAACCCAAAAUGAAUGAUAUCUCUAUGAUAAAAGAGCAUGUCCUUACAAGUUUCUUUUGUGUAAAUGUCAUCUUUUCUCCUAACCUGAUCUGAGAUUUUAUUUGUUGGGCCAUAAUCUUAUUCAUUAUAAUAAACAAGUUGUGCCCGUUUUGGAUAAUUGAGAUAACCCACAUUGGUAAGGAAAACGAAGUUUUUAACAUUAUAUAUGUAGUGAACUUCUCCUUAUUGUAUACGUGCAUUUUAUGGUCGUAAAAACGUACCGAUUGAUACAUGUUAUGCAUUGUUUUGUUUUUUAUUACUCAAAUCGAGAAACUAACUCAUAUGGCUGUUUUUUUUUUUUUUUCACCUCAAUGUAGAUGGUUCAUUCCAAGGGAAAUCAGAAGCCUGGUGACGAGAGGAAUAGCUGCUAAGAAGCCAAUACAAAUUGUAAACUAGUGGUUGUGUCUCAUCAUAGAGGCUAUGAUUUUGGUUAUAUCUAUAGAAUGUACAUGAUUUUACGUAUAUAUGGAAAAAGGUAAAUGAGUCAAAAGAACAGCCAAAGAAUGGCCAAAGGCAUUCUUAUGAGCUUUUCCAGCUA
Vitis vinifera (wine grape) is the source of this 2086-nucleotide messenger RNA. RefSeq lists its product as uncharacterized. Lineage: Eukaryota; Viridiplantae; Streptophyta; Magnoliopsida; Vitales; Vitaceae. The record is from RefSeq and is a predicted model, not a curated record. The coding region runs from base 651 to 1256 and encodes 201 amino acids. The transcript is spliced from 3 exons.